Cryphonectria parasitica EP155 is the source of this 536-nucleotide messenger RNA. RefSeq lists its product as uncharacterized. The transcript has 5 exons. Bases 29 to 361 code for a protein of 110 amino acids. NCBI's taxonomy places the organism in Eukaryota, Fungi, Ascomycota, Sordariomycetes, Diaporthales, Cryphonectriaceae. The record is from RefSeq and is a predicted model, not a curated record.
GUUCCAGCAACAUACAGAGGACUGUACAAUGAGGGUUGAAGGCAUGUCGAUGGCCACACAGUGGUCGAAUGCAGACAUAAAUGUCGACAUCGCUUUGGCCGCAGGGAACGAUUCUAAUCAAAUGCGAUCCAUAUCUCUCGUGACCAUGGUCUUUCUACCGGGUACUUUCUUCGCUACCUUCUUCUCGAUGACAUUCUUUGACUGGAGCCCCUCUGAGAGCGAGAGUGUCGUCUCCAGCUACAUCUGGAUUUACGUUGCUAUCACGGGUGCUUGUACCUUCCUCACGCUCCUGGCGUGGGGGUAUUUUGUCGGUUUCAGACGACAGAAAGGACAACAGAUUGACUCUGAUGCUAUGGUUUAAGACUUUUCAAGGCAUAGAAAUUAUCAGGGGCCUUAUGUGAGCGAGUACUUUGAUUGCAUAAAAUACUCGGAACAAGGCUCGCAAAAGGUCCACCAAAAACAUGUUGGACAAGAAAAAAGCUAGAUUCGAGUUACAGAUUGGAAAUAAUUUCAUACGUGUAUGGAUAUUGCGUCCG